Cynara cardunculus var. scolymus (artichoke) is the source of this 1241-nucleotide messenger RNA. RefSeq names its product probable BOI-related E3 ubiquitin-protein ligase 3. Gene Ontology annotation, biological process: regulation of programmed cell death. Gene Ontology annotation, molecular function: ubiquitin-protein transferase activity. The transcript is spliced from 3 exons. The record is from RefSeq and is a predicted model, not a curated record. Lineage: Eukaryota; Viridiplantae; Streptophyta; Magnoliopsida; Asterales; Asteraceae. Bases 143 to 1201 code for a protein of 352 amino acids.
GGUUAUUGUCAGUCAAGUCACACCAAAGGACAACCCCAUUCUCAUAAAUUCACCAAAACCCCCCACCAUUUUCAUUUUCAUUUUCUAUUUCCAUCAAACCCCUCUAUAAACCCCAAAUCACGGACACCAGUUUCGAUUUUUCAUGGCAGUUGAAGCUCCUCCACAUUCACAUCUUUUCUCUCCUCAAUUUCUAUCCAACAGAGAGAUGAUUGAUCAAGGAAACAAGAAUGUGUACGGAAACGAUGCGAAAUUUGGAUAUGGAAUGGCGCAGAUGGAGAAUGGGAUGUUUCCGAUGUAUGUUUCGAAUGGAAUGAUGGAUACGGUACCGGCGGUGGCUUUGAAGGCCGAUAGUGGACUUACUUACAGUCUUCCGAUUUCGAGGAAACGAUCACGUGAAUCGUCUUCGUUUGAUCCCUCGGGUUUAUCGUUUCCGAAUGCUCAGUUUGUAGAUCAGAAUCAGGUGAUGAACAAUCAAAAAGGAGUGUUUACGUUUCUCGGCCAGGAUGUUUCCAUGCAGAUCUAUCAACAACAAAUGGAGAUUGAUCGGUUUAUCGCGAAUCAUACGGAGAAGGUGAGAUCGGAGAUCGAAGCAACGCGAAGGAGAAACUCGAUGAGAUUAAUCGCAGCAGCCGAGGAAGGAAUCAACAAACGACUGAGAUCGAAAGAAGAGGAAAUCAUCAAAAUAGGAAAGUUGAAUUCUGUUUUAGAAGAAAAAGUAAAAUCUCUAAGCGUCGAGAAUCAGAUAUGGCAACAAAUGGCUCAAACAAACGAAGCCACCGCCAACGCUCUACGUCGCAAUCUCCAUCGAAUACUAACACAAAUUCAACAACAACAGCAAAACGGUUGGGCAGAUAAAACCACCGUCGACGACGUUCAAUCCUGUUGCGGAAGCAAUUACGAUGAAGAACACCACCACCACCAACCGGCGCCGUUAACGGCGGAAGGAGUAACCGUAACAACAACAAAGAAAUUAAACGAAGGAAAUGAUGUUGAUUCUCAGUACUGUCGAAGCAGCAGCAGUAGCGACAACAAUGGCAGGAAACUGAAGAGAUGGUGCAGAAAUUGUGGGAAAAUGGAGUCAUGCGUAUUACUGCUUCCCUGCAGACAUCUGUGCAUCUGUUCUGUGUGUGAAUCCGCCAUUAACGUCUGCCCAAUCUGUAAAUCUUCAAAAAACGCCAGUGUACAUGUUAAUAUGAGUUGAUAAUCUUGACAGAGAUAAGUUUGUCCUUCUUACCAACAAA